AUGAACAAGUAUUAUAAUUGGACUUCUGGUCGGUUGAACGGUGGUUCUGUCUGGACUGAUGCCAACGCUCUUGAAACGGUGCACAUGUUGAUGUUGCAGAACGAACGAACAGAUUGGGACGGCGUUGCGGACAACUCUUAUCUCGGUCGGCACGCAUUGAACACGUUAUCAGACUGGCAAGCCUUUACGGGUGGUUAUAUUGAUGAUGCUGGUUGGUGCGUCCUUGAUCUGUGGGCCAUGGCCGACUACAAGACGUUCAGAGGCGAGAAUCACGUCGAAGACGCUGGUCAACUCUACGACAAGAUGGCAGAGAAUUGGGACGAUACUUGUGGCGGUGGAGUGUGGUGGACGACCGAUCACGGCUAUAAGAAUGCGAUUACGAACGAGCUUUUCUUGACAAUUUCUGCUCAAGGAUACCUCAGGUUUGGGAACAAAACAUAUCUGGAGAAUGCGAAAAAGACCUGGGCUUGGUUAGAAGCAUCUGGAAUGCGCAACUCGGACGGUCUCUACAACGAUGGUUUAGAUGAUACCUGUAUCAACAACGGUCAAACUACGUGGACCUACAAUCAGGGUGUGGUGGCGUCGGGUCUCGGCGCACUUUGGAAAGCCACAGGAAACAGAACUCUAUUGGAAGAGGCUGAGAUAACCCUAGGUGCGACAAUCAAAGAUAUGACUGUGAACGGAGUGUUGAAGGAAUCCUGCGAUAGUGUCAUUGAAACUGAUGAUCCUUGUGACAUUGACCAGGGAAUUUGGACCAAGCACCUACAGUACUACCUCAUUUUUACAAACGAAAAAGAGAAGAUAGCCAAAUACGGUUCGUUCUUGGGAGCACAAAGCCACGCAGUGAUCAAGUACGCAACGAAUGCGACAGAUGAUAUUAGUAAUUUGUGGUAUGCACCGGACAGUGAGGGUGGUGCAAUAUAUAAUAUUAAGAGCUUGCCUAGUGGCAUUAUGGCGCAUGUAGCUGCAGCUCAGUUUGGCGAUUGUGAAAGAGUGGAUUCCAUGUUCUAA
Molecule: messenger RNA, 1011 nt
Organism: Desarmillaria tabescens
Lineage: Eukaryota; Fungi; Basidiomycota; Agaricomycetes; Agaricales; Physalacriaceae
Product: glycoside hydrolase family 76 protein
Exons: 12
Coding region: 1-1011 (336 amino acids)
Biological process (GO): carbohydrate metabolic process
Source: RefSeq, a predicted model, not a curated record